Molecule: messenger RNA, 937 nt
Organism: Sinocyclocheilus grahami
Lineage: Eukaryota; Metazoa; Chordata; Actinopteri; Cypriniformes; Cyprinidae
Product: transcription factor 15-like
Exons: 2
Coding region: 336-908 (190 amino acids)
Biological process (GO): developmental process; regulation of transcription by RNA polymerase II
Molecular function (GO): DNA-binding transcription factor activity, RNA polymerase II-specific; RNA polymerase II transcription regulatory region sequence-specific DNA binding; protein dimerization activity
Source: RefSeq, a predicted model, not a curated record
CGUCCUGGCUUCCUGUUGGCCUGCACAAGGUCACCCAGAGGACCCGGUACCCAAAUGUUGCAGGCCAAAGGUGUAAAAAACACCAAAAUCCCUGAACGUGUGUUGGUGCGUGCACUUAUUUAUAUAUCUCUGAACGUCCUCCUUCUUUGGGACAUGACAGGUGCCCCCCAGCUCCACCUGUCCAUCCUUUUCCACAGCCACAUGGACAAAUCCAGAAAGGGAUCAGUCAUUCAAGAAAUGGCAUGCUGAAGUGCCACGGGGCCACGGAAGAUCUCUGGAUACCGGAUCAGACGCAGCUGCCCCCCGGCUGCUAUUUUCACUCAGCUUAAAGUACUAUGGGCAGCCAGCAUCUACGCCAUGGACUACCCACAACUACCAGUCUGUCUCUGCACGCCAUGAAGUCCACUGCAGGGGAGCACGAGCAUCACGAUACCCAGAGCUUGCCCUCUGACCCUGAUGAGCUCGACAGUGGCAGCGAAAGCUCGGAGAAAUCCACUGGCACAGGGAGCCCCAUGCAGGGCCACAGGGAGGCGAGGAGAUGCAGAGGGGGUCGUAGACUUGCAGGGGUGAGCAAACAACGUCAGGCAGCUAAUGCUCGGGAGCGAGACCGCACACAUAGUGUCAACACUGCCUUCACGGCUCUGCGUACCCUUAUCCCCACAGAGCCGGCCGACAGGAAGCUGUCAAAAAUCGAGACCCUGCGAUUGGCAUCGAGCUACAUUUCACACUUGGCCAACGUGCUUCUGCUAGGGGAGGACUGCAUGGACGGGCAACCAUGUCUGAAAUAUCAUAACAUCUUACAAAGCAACACCAACCUCAAAACUCCACCGGUUCGACCCAUCUGCACCUUCUGCUUGAGUAACCAGAGGAAAAUGCUUAGAGAUGUGGAAAAGCACACAACUGGGUGACAGCAGAAGUUCUCCCGACUGUCCGCUAC